AUUGUGGUACAUCUUCGUGUAUAUAACCGAUGCCGAUCCGAUAUGCAGCUUACCGGUAAACGGCACCGAUUUUUAUCUGGGCAGUCUGGGCACUCGGUGCCGAUCAAGAGGUCAUUCCAAGGAAUGAAUGUACCUUAAUAGUUACCGCGGGGCUAUGUCGAGGCAUCGGCUCAGCGUCAGCAAUAGAAAAAUAGAAAGUCAUAAUAUUAACAAACACUAGUCUAUGCUUUCUUCUUGAUUUCUCAAUGUCUUUGCGUCUACGUAAAUAUUGGUCUCGUUCAUUAUGGCCAACGACGAAAAGAGGUCCUGGUCAUCGCGCCUCUCCUUCUUUCGCACCAAGAGAGCCAUCUUCACUUUGACCUUGAUAGUUAUUAUAUCUGCCGUAUUGAUCGCUCUCGGUGCCACGCGCAUACUUCGACCCAAGGCAGAUACCAGCGAUGAUGAUCAGCAACCAAGCGAUAUUAACACUACGGCCACCGGCAAUUGGAAGCCGAAUAAUUCCAGCAGCAUCGCCGACGGCACGCCCUUGCGUAUCAUGUCGCUCGGCGCUUCUCUAGUUCGAGGUGAAUUCUCGACCGGCGAUGUCGGCUUUCGCAAGACGAUGCGCGACGAAUUAGUCGAUCUUGGCGUCCCUGUCAAUAUGGUCGGCUCCCAGCGCUUCGGCGACAUGCUUGAUAAUGAUCUCGAAGCGUAUGGCGGCAACCGCGUCAGCCAGAUUCACGAGCAUGCCACGCAUAUAGUACCCCAGCUGCAGCCCAACUUAUUUCUCAUACAGGUGGGAACAAAUAAUAUUCUACAAAAUCGAGACGUUGAUAAGGCCGGCGCGCAUAUGGAAGAUUUCAUCAACUACCUAUUAAAUGCGUCAGCGCGGGCUACCGUCAUAUUCAGCACCUGCUUGACCAACACAGUUCCCGGUUGCGAGCCUAAAAUCCUUGAUGUCAAUAAGCAGUACCGAGAUGUCCUCGAGAAGUUUGAUUCGAAGCCCGUUUUGCUGGCCGAGAUGCAUCCCAGCGAAGGCUUCCCCGACCGACCUCAGGCUGCAGACAUUGGACCGGACGGUACGCACCCGACGGACUAUGGAUAUGACCUGAUGGGCCGAAUCUUCACGGAGAGCAUCCGGGAGGCAGACAGGAAAGGUUAUCUCCGAUGGCCGGUCGAAAACGGGCUCGAAAAGGACGGAGACGUAGGACGAGCCGGAGAGACUACGGCGACUCCAGAACUCCCACCCCCAACUUCUACAAGCACCAAAAUCAAUGCAACACGUGCCGCAACGGCUAUAUAGGAGUCCAUCGUUGAAACCCGUAGCCAAUCCCGAGCACUUCGUAUACGAUUUAAUGCGGUGUGGAUUGAUCACCUAUAUCGCGUUAGUCGGUAUAUCAUAAUUUAACGGUGGUGCUCAUUUAACGACGUAGCUCGAAGAGAUGCUUCAAUCUCCGAACACCCCGCAACUUGGAUCGGCUAGGCACCGUCUCUGUAACGAGACUAAAGAUGAUUGAAAUCGCGACGUCGCGUUGCUAGAGGGAGACUAGGAUCUUGAAACGUAACUCCUAACCCACAUUAUAGGUACCUAUCAUAGUAAUUAUGUAUGUAGAGUACCUUAGGUAGAUACUAAGGUACCUAGUUCACACUUACAUAAAUCCAGCUUUUUUACGAUUAUCUUCCAUCAUGAUAUUAAAAUCU
This is a messenger RNA of Daldinia decipiens, 1680 nucleotides long. RefSeq names its product carbohydrate esterase family 3 protein. The coding region runs from base 284 to 1282 and encodes 332 amino acids. The transcript is spliced from 2 exons. NCBI's taxonomy places the organism in Eukaryota, Fungi, Ascomycota, Sordariomycetes, Xylariales, Hypoxylaceae. Gene Ontology annotation, molecular function: phosphatidylcholine lysophospholipase A1 activity. The record is from RefSeq and is a predicted model, not a curated record.